Messenger RNA from Oncorhynchus gorbuscha (pink salmon), 1888 nucleotides. RefSeq lists its product as uncharacterized. The coding region runs from base 648 to 1667 and encodes 339 amino acids. Lineage: Eukaryota; Metazoa; Chordata; Actinopteri; Salmoniformes; Salmonidae. Gene Ontology annotation, biological process: mitochondrial fusion. The transcript has 13 exons. The record is from RefSeq and is a predicted model, not a curated record.
ACCACGUCAGCCCAGGAAAUCCACAUCUGGCUUCUUCACUUGCGGAAUUGUUUGAGAUCAGACACCCGGAUAGCUGAAGAAAUUUUGGGAUUGCACAAUGGAAGAAUUUCUGCACAAACUGUAAGAAAAGUUGCAGGGAAGCCCAUCUGCAUGCUCGUCGUGCUCACCAGGUUGACCUGAGGGAAAAUGCUCGCCUUCAAUGGCUACUGGCACGCUGAAGAAGUGUGCUCUUAAAGGAUUAAUCACGCGUCACAUGGGUUGGCGGUUUGCUGAUGUCAAUGUUGUGAACAGAGUGCCGUUCUUCCCCUGAGCGAGGCAGUUGACCCACUGUUCUCCGGGCAUCGAAGACGUAGUUGUCGUUUAAGGCAGCCCCCCGCACCUCUGAUUCAAAUGCCUGGGUGGUUGGUGGAAAGAGUGCGUGGAUGUCGGCGGUUAGCUGUGUCGCCAGAUUGUUCAAAUUCAUAUAAUCAAAUGUACUGGAUGAGGUCCAGUUGGAUGUGCCACUGCUGCCAGUCAUCCUUGAUGUCCAGGAUGCUGCUAUCAUCCUUGAGGAUGUGCCAGAUGUACCGACUAUCCUUGAGAACCAUGCUGGUCCGGUGGCUAAAGCUUGGAGAACUUUCCAGUUCAUCAGCCCCAUUAUCACCUAUAUGCGUGGGGGAUCCCAGCAGGUGGUGGUGAGGAUGCACCAUGUGAGUAGGGUUCGAGGCCUGGAGACUCAACUGGUGUGGGCCAUCUCCAGGGAGACAGCCAGACUUAGUUCAGAGGGCAUCCCCUACUGUGCCACCAAGGUUCAGUCCGUCACUUGGAUCCUGUAUAUGGCUGGCAGGGUGACCCAGUAUGCUUCUCACCUCCGCCAUGAGACGUCUGUGGACGUGACCCUUGGCUGCUACCAGCAGACUGAUGUCUCGGUGGUGUAUGCCACUCUCCACAUGGGGCCGGAUGGGCUGCUCUCCUCCUCGGCGUGGUCGGAGGCUGCCUCCGUGUCUACGCCCACCAAUCAGCAGUUCACUGAGCCAGAGCCUGAAUGCCACAACUGCUAUGAGGGCUGGGAGGAGGACCUGCUGCCUGAGGAGAGGGAGGUUCCUCUGCUAAACCUCUACCUUACCACCAAGAGAGUGGAGGACAUCGCCCUGAGGCUCGUCUCCCUGCGCCAGGCCUUCACUACCCUGCUUGGUUCCACCCUGAGCAGGAACCAUCUGUUUGUGGCAGGAAAGGUCCUAAUGGGCGCACUGGUUCAAGCCCAGCACAUGGACGAGGCCGAAUUCAUCCGUGCCUAUAACGACUUUGUGGACUACCUGAGUGACCCCUCUAAGCAGAUUGACAUUGAGAGGGAGCUGGCUGAGGCAAAGAUCCAUCAUGUUAACCUGAUAGAUGUCCUUUUUGAACUGGUGCUUUUUGGGAUGAUGACAGCUCAGAAGUCCCUGAUGGUGCACCCUGGUGGGUUCAUGGAGCGUCUGUACGCUCUCCUGUACUCCUUCCUGCCCGUAGCUGCCAGCAUUGAGCCAAAGGCCGAGAGAUACCUGCUGCUGCUCAAUGGCGGGCUGAUGGCUCUGCUAGAUGACAUGUUUGGGCAGCAGCUGGCCUGGUACUUUAACCCAGUGUCUCUGGUCACUGAGCUCUCCAACCUCCUGGAGUACCACCUGGAGAACCUCAUGGCCAGCAUGUAGUCCUACUCCAGAGAUCUGAAAGGCCACAUUUCUUUCUCUUUCUCUCAGGAAUUGAGGACUUUAAGUGCUUCACUGAACCCUGAUUAGUUAACACCCAUUGAAUUAAUGUAUUCUCUUGUUUUCUCUCCCCACAGGAUUCUUGCGACACUUUGCCACCACACAGGGGUCUAGACACAAAUGCACUACAUUACUUUGCACUGAAUUUUACAUUUUUAAAUAAA